AAAAUAGUAAAAUUAAAUUAAAGUUGAAAUAAAAAAUUACUGAGUCAAAAAUAUUUCAAUUUUGUCAAGAUUGCUUGUAUCCAUCAUACAUUUCUUGUUUCGCAUAAAAUUCUUGACAAAAUGAAUACGAUUACGUAAAUCUGCGAUUUGGUAAACGAUACAAUUUUUAUAAUUUCUUGAUUCAUUAUUUGAUACAAAAACCUUUUUAGAAGACAAAAAGAAUACGAUUACGUGAAAUUGCGAAUUGGACAAACGAUAACCACGAUUUGGCCGCCACGUCCAGAAGCUUCAAUCAAAAGAGAAACAAACAGCUAUACUAAGCACCACCAAAUUUUCCGCAUCAUAUACCUGCACAUAAAAAGGAAUCAAUUCUCCACUGAUAAGAGGCCCCAAAUUCCCUGAUUUCAAUCACUUUUAUCAGCUGAUAAUUUACUCUGUUAAGCUUUGAUCGAGCUUUGCAGCCAUGGAGAAAUCGGUGAUGGUGAUAGGCCUCGACGACAGCGAACACGGCUUCUACGCUUUGAGUUGGACUCUCGAUCACUUCUUCUCCGGCCCGCCGGAAAAUUCCCAUUUCAAGCUCGUUGUGGUCCAUGCCAAGCCUUCUCCGGCGACCGCCGUCGGCCUUGUUGGCCCCAGUGCUGCUGAGGUGCUGCCUUAUGUGGACUUGGAUCUGAAGAAGAUUGCGUCCAGGGUUUUGGAGAAGGCCAAGGAAAUUUGCGCUGCUAAAUCGGUGAAUGAUGUGAUAUUUGAAGUUGUCGAGGGUGAUGCCAGGGGUGUUCUCUGUGAGGCUGUGGAGAAGCACCAUGCUUCUGUAUUGGUUGUUGGCAGCCAUGGUUAUGGAGCUAUAAAAAGAGCCGUUUUAGGCAGCGUAAGCGAUUAUUGCUCUCACCAUGCUCACUGCUCGGUGAUGAUAGUGAAAAAGCCCAAGAUCAAACACUAAUUGCAUUCUUCAAAUGAAUUGGAAUUAUGGUGUGUGUUUCUAUUGUCAAUGGUAUUAAAUAAGUAUUUAGCUGUGCAACCAGCAUGACAGUGGUUUCAUUCACUUUCAUUGUUUCAAGGGAAAGUCAGUUUGUCUCAGACUGAGUGAGAUAUGUUCUGCAUGUGCAAGCAAUUCAAUAUGUUUGUACUGAACCCAAUAGUUGCUUGUCUUGUAUUUUAAGUUUAUCUCCUUCUAGUUUAUUUUAUUUUCUGAUGGAUUUCUUUGUGGUUAUGGCUCACCUAUACAUAUAUUAAUUAAGGCAAGACUUAAAUUAGUAAUAACAUCUUUUCCAUUCAUUUUUUAGACUAGUAAAAUGCAUGUGUCUGUUGCAUGGUUAAAGAAAUUUAUAAAUUAAUUAAUCUUGUCGAUCACUU
This is a messenger RNA of Striga asiatica, 1353 nucleotides long. NCBI's taxonomy places the organism in Eukaryota, Viridiplantae, Streptophyta, Magnoliopsida, Lamiales, Orobanchaceae. The record is from the annotation of a GenBank genome assembly.